Anneissia japonica is the source of this 1404-nucleotide messenger RNA. RefSeq names its product zinc finger protein 501-like. Gene Ontology annotation, biological process: regulation of transcription by RNA polymerase II. Gene Ontology annotation, molecular function: RNA polymerase II cis-regulatory region sequence-specific DNA binding; DNA-binding transcription factor activity. The transcript is spliced from 3 exons. Bases 34 to 1230 code for a protein of 398 amino acids. NCBI's taxonomy places the organism in Eukaryota, Metazoa, Echinodermata, Crinoidea, Comatulida, Comatulidae. The record is from RefSeq and is a predicted model, not a curated record.
UUUUUGUUUGGUUUUGGUAUCUAGGCUACCCACAUGGAUCAAGAGUUCAACAUAAAAUCUGAAGCUGUUGCUUCGGAAGAUGAAGAUAAUGUAAAAUAUAUCAAACUCAAUUCUGAAAUCAAAGUUGAAAAAGAAUACCUAUAUAUACCCAUGGACCAGGUUAUUCAAGUUUCCAGUAUGUCAGAACAUGAAGAGGAUAUCCAAAAUAUGAUACCAAAUAUUGAAAUUAAGAAUGAAAAAGGCCAGGGCAGUUUUAUUAACAACUAUGAAGAAAGUCCAAGUUAUGACAAAGUUUUCUCAACUAAUGGUUUGCCAACAUUGCUGUCACAUCGGAGAACAAAAAAUGAGGAUAAAGAAAAGUGUAUGGUGUCACAAAUGAAAAGUUACACUGAAAACCAUCAGUUCAUUAUUUUACCUGGUCACAGUAUCAAAAAAGAGAAAUAUGUGGAUGUAUGCAGUUACGUAGACAAACAUGACCAAACUGACAGGUUAAAGAAACAUGUUGAAAAAGAAAAGGAAGAGAUGCAAUAUGAUCGUAAACAUUGUGAAAAGAAAUACAAACAAAAGAGCAAUUUAAAAGUGCAUUUGACAAUACAUGAAGGAAAGAUACCGAAUAGAUGUAAGCAUUGUGGAAUUAUUUUUAGUCGAAAAGACUCUCUGCAUAGACAUUUGAAAACUAUACUCCACAUAGAGAAUCCAUAUGAAUGUGGACAUUGUGGAAAGAAGUUUAGUUACAGCAGAGAUUUAAAAGAACAUUUGAAGUUACAUACUGGGGAAAAACCAUACGAAUGUGAACAUUGUGGAAAGAAGUUUAAUUACAGCAGUGGUUUAAGAGAACACUUGAAGGUACACACUAGAGAAAAACCAUAUGAAUGUGAACAUUGUGGAAAGAAGUUCAGUUACAAUGGUAAUUUAAAAUCACAUUUGAAAAUACAUACUGGAGAAAAACCCUACGAAUGUGAACAUUGUGGAAAGAAAUUUGUUAAAAAUAAUUCUUUGAAAACUCAUUUGAGGAUACACACAGGGGAGAGACCAUAUCAAUGUGACAUUUGUGGAAAGACAUUCACACAAAAUUUUUGUUUGCAAACACAUUUGAGGGUACACAGUGGAGAAACACCUUAUCACUGUGAAAUUUGUGGAAAGAAAUUUAAGCAAAGUAGUCAUUUGAAAGCUCAUUUGAGAAAAAAAAAACCUUAUGAAGACAUGAUGAUACACACUGGAGGAAUGUGAUCAUUGUGAGAAGGAAUUUUAUCACAAUGAUCAUUUGAUAACAUUUUAUGGUACAUACUGGAGAGAUUCCUUUAUGAAUGUGAACCGGCAGUGGUAUCAGCAUUUCACUGAGAGGUGGUCCAUCAUUUUCUGAUAGACAGGCAUACCCAACUCUUGAGAGUUUGAUAAUACACG